Molecule: messenger RNA, 6015 nt
Organism: Linepithema humile (Argentine ant)
Lineage: Eukaryota; Metazoa; Arthropoda; Insecta; Hymenoptera; Formicidae
Source: RefSeq, a predicted model, not a curated record
CCGUGAGAACCGCUUUUACUUUUCGACACACCUGAGAGCUGCCGUGAGUUCGUCAUCGUAGUCGGUCCGUCGCUGCUAAAAACGCAACGCAGUCAGUCGAUCAAUUGCGUUUCUUACGUUCGUCGUCGUUACUCCCGUUGUUGUAUUGUCGAGCGUUACUAUUAAUGCUUUGUAAUUAAAAAAAAUAAAGUGUAAAAAUGCCGUACUACAAUGAUGUCCCGUUUUACUAUGGAGGAGGAGCUUACGCAAAUCACAGUUCGUUAAUGACGGGCACGGGACGAACACCCUUCCACCUUCCGUUGCCACGUUUUGCACCACAUUUGUCGACGAUCUCGGAGUCUCCGCUCAAUCAUCUGCAUCGUUUCUCACCGAUUUCUAUGAGGCACACGAGACGAGUGAUCGACACAGCGGACAUCGAUGUUUCGACACCAAGGAUUCUAUCACACGACGGACAUCGUCCCAGGAAUCGCUUGCGUCGUGACCGGCCUACCAUCAAGAUCAGAUCGCAGGCUUUGAAGGACAAUCCUGCGUUACGAAAACACAAUGAGAAACAUGAGAAGUCGGUGGGCGAGCUUCUCAUGGAGAAAUUCUUGAUUAAGGAUAAAAAGUUGAGCGAUGAUAAAAAUCAACAGGUGCGUUUAUAUCAUCAAAUCAACUUGGAUUGCGACGAGAAAAGUGAGCCUCUAGAGCGGGAAGCUCUGCAGAAGCGAGUCACACGUAGAUUUACGCGACGUCGAUCCUCCACUGACCUCGACCCUGAACAGCUGCGGCGCGAGGCCACUUACGCGCAGGUACAAGCAAAAGUUUUGGACAACCUUGUGGCCGAAGAGCAAGCACAAAUUGAGAAUGAGACCCGUUGUGGUACUCUAAUCAGGAAGGGCACGACGAUCAACUGUUCUUACUGUGUAAACAGCGCUGAUUCCGACACGAUGACGCAUGAAGAGGAGGAAGCGGUCGCAACAAGGAUGAAGAAAGCUAUGAAGAAAGCAAGGAAGAAGAAAAAGUCGAUCGUUGAUAAGAUCACAGACGAUGUUCUCGAUAACAGACGAUCGAGCACCUGUAGCGACACAUCCACCGAUUCGCGAAUAGAAAAUGAGGUGAAGCCACAGAUGUUUAAAAUUGAGGCCUGUAAUAGUGCCGGUGAUUUUUCUACGAUUUGGGUGAAUGCAAAUGUCGAAAACGAAAAGUGCAAAUCGACAACAGUUGACGAGUUUAAAGGUGAAAUUCAAAAUGGCAGUGCGUCUCCGAGGAGCGCGGACGAAGCGGAGACGCAGAUAGUGUUGUCUGUGAAAAAACCUUAUGUAAAGGAUUCGUCGAGCAAUAGUGUGUACUUAACGAUGAGAAAGCCUACGGAGAAACUCGAUGAGAAACUCGAAGAACUUGAAAAACUUGACGCAAAGAACGACGAAAGUCAAGUAAGCAUAAUAAAUGGCUUCGUCUAUGCGACAGAUAAUUUUAAGAAUGAUACAUUGGAGAGUUUAACAGGCAAAAAUUUGUCAGAAUUGAACGGAAUUAAGGAUACAGCUUUAGAGAAGAUUGCAGAUGAAAUAGAAUCUUUGGUAAAGAAAGAUGUUUCUUUUUUAUCAAAUGAAAAUUCACGAAAUAAACAAGACAUUGUCUCAAGAACAAAAAGUGACGUACAAAACAUCGAUGCUGAAGACAAUUCCUCAAAAAAUAUCGAGACGAAUCUUAUGCAAUCAAGUACUUCAGCAUUUGUUUCGACAAAUGCGCAACAAAACAACAUGCAAAUCAAACAGUUGUCAUUAUUGAAAGAUACUUUCGUUACACGUACAAAGAAGGAUAGAGGUCAACAGAAUGACAGUGCGGUUGACUCCAUGAAAACAAGUCUAGAAGUCUCUUCUAGUACCAAAACAGCAGAAUUUUUGAUUAACAAAAAUUUGGUAGCUUCAAAAAUGGACAAAUUUGUGGAGGAGAAAAACAGAUUGAAAUUUUUGACGGUAUCGCAGAAUCGCGAUAUUUCGAUUGAAGAUGGCAAUAACGCUGAUAAAAACAACACGAAUAGCGCGAUGCUCGUGCUUAACAGUGCGGCUUGUCGUCUGCCAAAAGCAUCUAAAAUUAAUGUGGAUAGAAAUAAUGCCGUAGAAGCGCCAGAGCUUUCGUUACGAGAGACGACGGAGUAUCUGGCAAACUCGCCGAAAAGUGCCGAGGACGUAGUCAGAGCUGCCGUGUUACCGGGAAAGAAGGCAAACAAAGCAUUGAAUUUGGCCCAAGUUCCUUCCACUGACUCUCUGAAGAAAGCCAAUGGCGUAGACACGGAUAAUAAAUCAACCUUCAAAAUUGACGCGUCUCAACGCAAUAACGCGGCCAAGUUAGAGAUUAAAAAAAUGACCUUGCUCAAGGAAACAAACUGCGAAGUGCGUAUUAACGACCAUAAUGAAGAAAUGAAAAAAGAUAUCGAUUUAAAGAAAGCAUCAAGAAACAAUGUGGGGAAACCUAAUGAAAAUACAUCAUAUGAUUUAUCUUUACAACCAUCUGUUUCUUUGGAAAAGAUGGAAAUAAACAUUGAGACAUCAGCCGACGUACCAAAAGAAUCAAAACUACUCAAAGCUGACAUCAAGAAAAUUAAUGGCGUCGACUUGAGAAAGGAUACGUCAAGAGACUCCGAGUUAUCUAGUUUUACGAGCAAAACGGCGAAGCUUAAUAGUGCAGAAUCUAAAGUGAAAACUUUGCAAUCAAAAACAGCUAUGAAUGAAGCCAGCAACGCGACAGAUUUGAAAAAAGUCGGUAAAAAUUUGGGCGUAUCUAAAAUUGUAGAAGUCGACGAUGGCAAACUGACGUCUCUUCAUAAAAAAGACAUCAAUGCACCAAGAAUCUUGAAGAAAAAUAUCUCUGUUGAUUCCUUGAAGCCGACUAAUGAGUGCUCAUCGAGUUUGAGCAAUCCGAACAAUCUUAUAGUUUCACAACAACUCGCCUUUGCCAAUGGAAAAGACAAGAUUACACCUAUUAAGAAAACGUUAAAGUCGUUGAAGCCUUUAAAUAAAGUGAUGGAAGAGAAGCUAACGAUUAACGCAAGUUGUGAGAAAUCGCCGCUGGAGGACGGACAAUUAUCAAAGAGUGCCUCCACCGAAUCUAUCGAUUUUUGGAAUGAGAUUAAAGCACCAGAGAGUCCCGAAGCGACGAUGAUUGAUUUCAAAAUUGAACAAAAGACAAAUUUAACGAUACCGAAACGAGUAUUUGACGAUUCACCGGUGAAAGAAUCCGAUAGCGAGAAAAAUGAUGUCAGUGUUAAAAUAAAUGUCGCGACAUCUAGCGGUCCAGCAGUCAUUGAAGGCGAGAGAAAGGAAGGAAAAAUUGUUCUGGAAAAUCUGGGAGCGAAGAAAGCGGAAGCCGCGAAAGAAAAGAACUGCACACUGGUGCAAAAAACAGCGCCCAAGAAGAAAAAUCUUUCGAUAGUGAUUGGUGCAAAGAAUUCGAACUCGACUGUGAAAAAGGCACCGUUGAAGCGUGACAAUUCUAUUAAUUCAAUACAAUCUGAUUUGACAGAUUCAAAAAUAUCUUUUUUGAUACCUGAAAUCACUGUGCCGAUCAUAAAUAUAAUCGAAGUAUCUAAGUUGUCGGAAAAAUCCGAAAAUUGCAACAUUGAUGAGGAACACGAAGAUCCUAGUACACCAACGAACGAGUUACUACCCGCUCCUUCCUUGACUGGGAAAAUUUCGCAGUGCAAUCAGGACGAUUUGACAAACGCCGACGACGUGGAAACUCCGGUUGUAUCGGAGGAGACCAGCUUGACUACUAGCCCCAGUCUCAGUCCGCAAUCCUCAAAGAUAAAGCGCACGAUCAAAAAGAAAUUAUCAACCAAGAAGACGUCGUCGCCGCCAAUAAAGAAUAACAGAGAGACGAAGGAGGCUCACAGCAAUGAAUCAAUAACGAAUCAACAGAAUACACACAAAUCCGAGAAGCAACUUUUGGCAAAACCUUCGACGAAAACGUCACCCAAGUCCAGCCCAAGGAACUCUCCGUCGCAGCGACCGCUUGAUCUCAUCAGGAUGUUCUACACGACACCGUCGGCGUUGCUCACUGCGACGCCGCGUGAUCUCUCCAAAGUUAGACGGGCAAAAAUCAAGAGGCGACGGCAUCAUUCGAGGACGCCUUCUGUCAGUAGCGACAGCACCGGAAGUACAACGAGCACCGCCACAAAUGAGAGCACGGACGGCAGCGGUUCAACUUGUACUGAGCUGGAUGAUGAUGCUGAACACAAGAGAAUGAACUCGACAAGGAGCAAUGAUUCCGGAUUCGAUGGUUCACCAAGGAUUUCGAAUUGUGAUAUGGCCUGCCAUAAAAAGUGCGAAAAGCUGACAGGAAAUCUAUGUGGAUUAAACCAAAAGUUAGUCGCGGAAGCGUUGCUAGCUUUGAAGAGAGCACCUUCGCAAUCAUCGGAGAAUCAACGUAACUCAGACUCCUCGGAUCAUUUCCCGACUGGUCGAAUAACACCACCGGCGACAAACUUGCCAAGGUUCAAGAAGUAUGCCGUGACAGACUUUAAUUUUCUCAAAGUCCUGGGUAAAGGCAGUUUUGGCAAAGUUCUACUGGCGGAAUUACGCGGCACAGAAUGCGUAUACGCGGUGAAAUGUCUGAAAAAAGAUGUUGUUCUCGAGGAUGACGAUGUCGAGUGCACGUUGAUCGAGAGGAAAGUCCUCACACUGGCGACGAGACAUCCGUAUCUUUGCCAUCUGUUCUGCACCUUCCAAACCGACUCGCAUCUCUUUUUUGUUAUGGAAUAUCUCAAUGGAGGCGAUCUAAUGUUCCACAUACAGAAAUCCGGUCGAUUUCCCGAAACACGUGCGCGUUUUUACGCUGCUGAGAUCUGGUCCGGAUUGAAUUUUCUGCACAAAAAAGGCAUUGUAUACCGUGAUCUGAAAUUGGACAACGUGCUACUCGACUUCGAGGGUCACAUUCGAAUCGCAGAUUUUGGCAUGUGCAAACUACAAAUCUUCCUAGAUAGAACAGCUGACACGUUUUGCGGCACGCCAGAUUAUAUGGCACCGGAGGUUAUAAAAGGACUCAAGUAUAAUCAAGCCGUGGAUUGGUGGUCGUACGGUGUUUUGUUGUACGAAAUGCUAACUGGUCAAUCACCAUUUUCCGGAUGCGACGAGGAUGAAUUGUUUUGGAGUAUUUGCAACGAACGGCCAUUCAUACCUAGGUAUUUGAGUCAAGAAGCUAGCGAUAUUCUGAUCUGCUUGUUGGAGAAAGAUUCUGGAAAAAGACCGCCUGGUCACGAGAUCGCUAUGCAUGCUUUCUUUCAGCAUUUGCCUUGGGAUCGAUUAGAAAGGAGACAAUUGGAACCGCCUUUUAAACCAGCGCUUGAUCAUACUUUGGAUACGAAAUACUUCGACACGGCAUUCACGACCGAACGUCCGCGACUCACGCCGGUGCCUGAGCAAAUCCUGAUUUCGAUGGACCAAGGUGUCUUUCGUGGAUUUUCAUACACAAAUCCAAACGCGACAGAUUAAUAUGUGGCAACGUUAAGCAGGAACAUAUGAUGUUAAAACCAAUGAUAUUCAUUAUUUUUUUCCUUGCUGAUUGUCUUGUGACGUGAAAUAACGAGAAAGAGGAGAUCUCAUAUUUUUGUUAAUUCUCAUAAAUUCGAUGAGAGAUUCUCGGUUUAUGCGUUCCGAAGAGUGACGCAAUAUAUAAAUGUAUCACAUUUUAAAGAUACAUAUUUGUACGAAUGAUGCAAACUGUGAAAAAAGAAUUGUGCUUAAAAGGCACAAAGUAACGAUUUUAAAGAUACAUAUUAAUAUUAAUAUAAUAUAUACUUAAGUCCGCUUUAGAAGAUCAUCUAUAAUUUGUGGCAAAAUUCGAGAUAUUAAAAUCUGUUUAUAAUUUUAUGCAAUAGAAAGCAGAUAAAGAUUUGGAAUACAUGCAUACAAAAUGCAUACCACUGAUACAGAUUUUGGGCAUGUAAAUAUUCUAAUGUUUCAAAUGUUUUAAAAUUUUAUCUUGCAUUAUGUCACGAAUUAAAAAUCGUUAUAACUGAAUUUUAUCGAUAAGAAA